AUGGAGAAACUCUUGGAUCUUUUAUCAGAGAAAACCAGCAUUCCAAAAAACCACGAAACAACCCAUGAAUGCUCUGAGUGUGGGAAAUCCUUUGCUCACGGGUCCCUCCUUUUGACCCACAGGAAGAUCCAUGUGGGAAGUGGAUCCAUUCAAAGUUUGGGAAGUGGAUCCAUUCAAAGUUUGGAAGGUGAGAAAUCUUUCUCUGGAACAGAUGCCAAAGAUCUCAGAAUCCCUCCAAGACUAAAACCUUAUAAAUGUGGGGAAUGUGACUUAUGCUUUGAUCGAAAGUCAGAACUUCUUAAACAUCAAAAAAUCCACACUGGUGAGAAACCUUAUCAAUGUCUGGAAUGUGGGAAAAGUUUCCCUAAAAAAGCCAAUCUCAGAAACCAUGAGAGAAUUCACACAGGGGAGAAAAACGAAAAGUGCCUCGAAUGCGGGAAAUGUUUUACCUGGAAAUCAAACCUGGUGCAACAUCAGAGACUUCACACUGGAGAGAGACCCUAUGAAUGCCCAGAAUGUGAGAGACGAUUUGUAAAUUCUUCUGAACUUCAGAGGCACCAGAAGAGGCACAAAGGAGAGAAACCCUAUACAUGUGGGGAGUGUGGGAAAAGUUUUCUUACUCCAAGAGAGGUUCAGAAACAUGAGAGAAUCCACACAGGGGAGAAGCCAUUCAAAUGUGGGGAGUGUGGGAAAUGCUUUUCCGAAAAACACAACCUUGGAAGGCAUCAGAGGGUCCACACAGGAGAGAAGCCAUACAGAUGCAGAGAAUGUGGAAAAUGCUUUGCUCAAAAUGGAGAUCUUUGGAGUCAUCAUAAAACCCACACUGGGGAGAAGCCAUAUCAAUGCAACGAAUGUGGGCAAUUUUACCGUACCACAUCAAGCCUUCGAAGUCAUGUUAAAAUUCACACGGGGGAAAAAAAUUACAAAUGUAUAGACUGUGGGAGAACAUUUGGUAAGUCCUCUUCGCUUAAAAGUCACAGCCGAAUCCAUACAGGAGAGAAGCCCCAUAAAUGCUCAGAGUGCAAUAAAUGUUUUUCUCAGAAAAGUACUCUUGUAAUACAUCGACGAAUCCACACUGGAGAAAAACCGUAUAAAUGUUCGGACUGUGGGAAAUGUUUUGCCCAACCUGCAGCAUUUCACAGGCACACCCGAAGUCACACAGGAGAGUGAUCUUACAAGUGUGCAAAGGGUGAGAAAACUU
This is a messenger RNA of Thamnophis sirtalis, 1201 nucleotides long. NCBI's taxonomy places the organism in Eukaryota, Metazoa, Chordata, Lepidosauria, Squamata, Natricidae. The record is from RefSeq and is a predicted model, not a curated record.